CGCGCCGGGCCGGCCAGGGCGGCCAUGGCGACCAGGAAGGCGGGCUCGCGGCUGGAGACAGAGAUCGAACGCUGCCGCUCCGAGUGCCAGUGGGAGCGGAUCCCCGAGCUCGUCAAGCAGCUGUCGGCCAAGCUCAUCGCCAACGAUGAUAUGGCUGAACUUCUCCUAGGGGAGUCAAAGUUGGAGCAGCACUUGAAGGAGAAGCCCCUGCGGCAGGGAGCCAGUCCCCGGGGCCCCAGACCCCAGCUAACUGAAGUGCGCAAGCAUCUGACUGCUGCCCUGGACCGAGGAAACCUCAAGUCAGAAUUCCUACAAGAAUCCAAUCUGAUCAUGGCCAAGCUUAAUUAUGUGGAAGGAGACUAUAAGGAAGCCCUGAACAUCUAUGCCCGGGUGGGCCUUGAUGACUUGCCGCUGACAGCCGUGCCUCCCUACAGGCUGCGGAUGAUUGCUGAAGCCUAUGCUACCAAAGGACUUUGUCUAGAGAAGCUGCCUAUUUCGUCCUCUACCAGUAAUCUCCAUGUGGACCGGGAGCAGGAUGUCAUCACGUGCUAUGAGAAAGCUGGGGACAUUGCACUCUUAUACCUUCAGGAGAUAGAAAGGGUAAUCCUAACUAAUAUUCAGAACAGAAGCCCUAAGCCUGGCCCUGCUCCCCACGAUCAAGAACUAGGUUUUUUCCUAGAAACAGGACUUCAGAGAGCCCAUGUCCUCUAUUUCAAAAAUGGGAACUUGACAAGAGGAGUCGGGAGAUUUAGGGAGCUUCUCAGAGCAGUGGAGACGAGAACAACACAGAACCUGCGAAUGACUAUAGCCAGGCAGCUGGCAGAAAUCUUGUUACGAGGCAUGUGUGAGCAGAGCUACUGGAACCCUCUAGAAGACCCUCCCUGCCAGUCACCUCUGGAUGACCCUCUCCGGAAAGGAGCCAACACCAAAACCUACACCCUCCCUCGCAGAGCCCGUGUCUACUCAGGAGAGAACAUUUUUUGUCCUCAAGAAAAUACUGAAGAGGCGCUGCUGUUACUGCUCAUUAGUGAAUCUAUGGCCAACAGAGAUGCUGUGCUGAGCAGGAUUCCGGAACACAAGAGUGAUCGCCUCAUCAGCCUGCAGAGCGCGUCCGUGGUCUAUGAUUUACUGACCAUUGCUCUUGGAAGAAGAGGCCAGUAUGAGAUGCUGUCAGAGUGCUUAGAAAGAGCCAUGAAGUUUGCCUUUGAGGAGUUCCACCUCUGGUACCAGUUUGCUCUGUCACUGAUGGCUGCUGGGAAGUCUGCCCGUGCUGUGAAGGUGCUGAAGGAAUGUAUCCGGCUAAAGCCAGAUGAUGCCACCAUCCCACUUCUGGCAGCCAAGCUUUGUGUGGGUUCCCUUCACUGGUUGGAAGAGGCUGAGAAGUUUGCCAAAACUGUUGUUGAUGUGGGAGAGAAAACGUCAGAAUUCAAGGCCAAAGGCUACCUCGCUCUGGGGCUCACAUAUAGUCUGCAAGCCACUGAUGCUUCUUUGCGAGGGAUGCAGGAGGUCCUGCAGAGGAAGGCGCUUCUUGCAUUUCAGAGGGCCCAUAGCCUGUCACCUACAGAUCACCAAGCAGCUUUCUACCUGGCUCUGCAGCUCGCCAUCUCCAGACAGAUCCCAGAAGCUCUAGGGUAUGUCCGCCAAGCUCUUCAGCUCCAGGGUGAUGAUGCCAACUCCCUGCACCUCCUCGCUCUCUUGCUGUCGGCCCAGAAGCAUUACCAUGACGCGCUCAACAUCAUCGACAUGGCCCUGAGCGAGUACCCAGAAAACUUCAUACUACUGUUUUCCAAAGUGAAGCUGGAAUCGCUCUGCCGGGGCCCAGAUGAGGCACUGCUCACCUGUAAGCACAUGCUACAAAUAUGGAAAUCCUGCUACAACCUUACCAAUCCCAGUGACUCUGGACGUGGGAGCAGCCUCUUAGACAGAACCAUCGCUGACAGACGACAGCUUAAUACAAUCACUUUGCCAGACUUCAGCGAUCCUGAGACAGUGUCAGACUCCUCCUCCUCCUCUUCUCUCUCAAGAACCGAGUCUCCUCUCCACCUGUCUGUGUCCUCUCCUCUUCAUUCUCAUCCCAAACCUGACGUCUUUGUGUGGCCCCCUGCUGCUCAUUCAUUCAGUGACCCACGCCCCCACCCGGAAACUCCACUCUGCAGCUCUCCAGAAGCACACUUUCAUGGUUUCCCCUCCCUCUUUUCAGUUAGCUCCGUCCAUGCCACAUCAGUAGCAGCUUCCAGAGUGGAGCAAGCCCUGUCGGAAGUGGCCUCAUCUCUGCAGAGCAGUGCUCCCAAGCAAGGUCCACUGCAUCCCUGGAUGACGCUGGCACAGAUCUGGCUCCAUGCAGCUGAGGUCUACAUUGGCAUUGGAAAGCCUGCUGAAGCCACAGCCUGUACCCAAGAAGCUGCCAACCUCUUCCCAAUGUCCCACAAUGUCCUGUACAUGCGGGGCCAGGUUGCUGAGCUUCGAGGAAACUUCGAUGAGGCCCGGCGGUGGUAUGAAGAAGCCUUAUCCAUCAGCCCUACUCAUGUGAAGAGCAUGCAGCGACUGGCCCUGGUCCUUCACCAGCUGGGCCGCUACAGUCUAGCUGAGAAGAUCCUCCGGGACGCAGUGCAGGUGAACUCGACAGCCCACGAGGUCUGGAAUGGGCUGGGCGAGGUCCUCCAAGCUCAGGGCAACGAUGCAGCAGCCACCGAGUGCUUCCUGACAGCCUUGGAGCUGGAGGCCAGCAGCCCUGCCGUACCCUUCACGGUCAUCCCCCGUGUGCUCUGAGCGGGCCACUCACCUCACCUGCCACAUGGGCCCAG
Messenger RNA from Acomys russatus (golden spiny mouse), 2804 nucleotides. It is a transcript of the gene Ttc7b, whose product is annotated as tetratricopeptide repeat domain 7B. Bases 25 to 2769 code for a protein of 914 amino acids. Gene Ontology annotation, cellular component: plasma membrane. Gene Ontology annotation, biological process: phosphatidylinositol phosphate biosynthetic process; protein localization to plasma membrane. The transcript has 22 exons. NCBI's taxonomy places the organism in Eukaryota, Metazoa, Chordata, Mammalia, Rodentia, Muridae. The record is from RefSeq and is a predicted model, not a curated record. Gene Ontology annotation, molecular function: protein binding.